AUGAAGAACAAGGCACUGAACGUAGAGAUGCGCACAGAUCGGCAAAGUAGAACAAUGCAAGUGUCAGAGGAGCGUUACCGAAACACAGACAAGGAGUCAAUACGCACUCAACUCCUCAAUGUAGCGAGAUACAAGGCACUCAUGUACUAUGGACAGCAACAGAAGGUAGACACGAUCAUUAAAGCCGACAAACUGCCUGAUGAAAGUGAUGAUCACUUAUCAGAUAUGAAACAUUGUGUGUUCUACUCUCAUAUUGAAGUAUCCAUAAGUGCAGCAGCCACAGUACAGGCAGAUCGUAUGUACAGAGAGUGGAAGAGAUACAACUCGAACUUGGCUACUCAGGGCCAAGCACAUAACGCCACAACCACUGCUACCAAAUGUCACAAAUCAGACAAUGGCACACCAAGACAGACCAAACCAAUAGGACAACCUUAA
Sphaeroforma arctica JP610 is the source of this 435-nucleotide messenger RNA. RefSeq lists its product as hypothetical. NCBI's taxonomy places the organism in Eukaryota, Ichthyosporea, Ichthyophonida. The transcript has a single exon. The record is from RefSeq and is a predicted model, not a curated record. The coding region runs from base 1 to 435 and encodes 144 amino acids.